AUGAUGUCUCAAGCUGCUGCUGCACAAAACCCAACGCUGUACUUCAACGACUCCAAAAUGGCCAACUUGGCUCACCAGAAGAUGAACGCCUUUCAAGCAGUGGCGCCGACAUCGCCAGCGUACUCUCGACCGGGCUCUUCUUGCUCGCAACUUCACAGCAUGUACGGCAGCAUCGAUCCAGCCGUCAUGACUCCCACCGGGCCUCUGCCAAGCACUCACAAGCCUGCCAUCAUGUUGGAGACGGAAUUCGCUGACAACCCGUACUUCCCUUGCACACCACCGCUGUCCGCAUCCGGCAGCACUGUAGGCAGUCCCAGGGCCCUCGAUGUGCUGCAGACUCCUCUGAAUCCCAUGUUCUCUGGCCUGGACGGCUUUGCUGUCAAAGCCGAGUUCGAGGCGAUGGAGAGCUCCAUGUUUGACUGGGCUAGCUGCGAUUCUCCUCCAAUGACACCAGUGUUCAUUCAGUCACAGCCCUCCAGGGUUCCUUCGCUCAGCAGCACCACGAGUGAACUCACAACCCUGUCUUGCCCUUCGCUGUCACCUUCGCCUGCGCCAUACUCUAGGUCUGUCGCCUCGGAGAGCGACGUUGACUUUUGCGAUCCCCGCAAUUUGACAGUCUCCGCUCCGGCCAACCCAACCUUCGCGCCAGAGUUCACAGUGGCCGGUCUUGGCGAGGCAGAGGUCAAGUCUGAGCAUGUUUGCAUCGAGACGUCGGUGCUAUCAGAAGCUGCGUUCGAGUAUAACCCUGGCAUCCCAAGCGCAAUCCCCGCGUUGGGGGAGUUGUCGGACCUGGAAUCCGAAGACGAGUUCAGCAGCUUGAUGGGCGCGGGCGAAGUGUCUCGACCUCGCGCAUGCACCGGGUCUUCUGUCGUUUCGCUGGGUCACGGCAGCUUCAUCGGUGACCAAGACUUGAGCUUUGAUGAGAAGGACGAGUUUCAGUUUGCGUCUCGGUCCAGCCGUCCUUGCAGCGUCGAGGCAGGCGAGGACACGCACCAGGAUAAGCGCCAGAAGAAGAGCAAGACGAGGGCGAGGACGAAGCGAUCUGCCCAAGCCAAGAUGCACACUGCCGCCGCGGAGGGGCAGUCGGCGGACAGCGAGGAACAGAAUGACCAAGGAUCGCCUGCAGCAACCGAUUCCAACUCGUCGUCGUCGGGUGCCGGCUCGCCUGCUGCCCCCGCCUCCUCGGCGCCCAUCAACCGCCGCGGACGGAAGCAGUCCCUGACGGAGGAUCCCUCCAAGACGUUUGUCUGCGAUCUGUGCAACCGACGGUUCCGCCGGCAGGAACACCUGAAGCGCCACUACCGAUCCCUCCACACGCAGGAGAAGCCGUUUGAGUGCAACGAGUGCGGCAAGAAGUUUUCGCGGAGCGACAACCUGGCGCAGCAUGCCAGAACCCACUCGAGCGGAGGAGCCAUCGUCAUGAGCCUCGUCGACGGCACGGAAGCGCCUUGCUACGAGGACGCGACAGCUGGCGCUCCCGUCAUGGAGGACUUUGCCAACUACGGCAAGGUGCUCUUCCAGAUUGCGUCCGAGGUUCCGGGCAGUGCCAGCGAGCUGUCAUCGGAAGAAGGCAGCGACAGCGGCAAGAAGAAGCGAAAGCGCUCCGACUAG
Messenger RNA from Ustilaginoidea virens, 1611 nucleotides. RefSeq lists its product as uncharacterized. The record is from RefSeq and is a predicted model, not a curated record. Lineage: Eukaryota; Fungi; Ascomycota; Sordariomycetes; Hypocreales; Clavicipitaceae. Gene Ontology annotation, molecular function: RNA polymerase II cis-regulatory region sequence-specific DNA binding; DNA-binding transcription factor activity, RNA polymerase II-specific. Gene Ontology annotation, cellular component: nucleus. Gene Ontology annotation, biological process: regulation of transcription by RNA polymerase II. The transcript has 2 exons. The coding region runs from base 1 to 1611 and encodes 536 amino acids.